CUGAACCGGAACAGCGCCGAGUACAGGGCCAAGAAGGCCGAGGCGGCGGAGGUGCUGUGGAGGGCGGUGGAGCGGCAGAUCCCCGACGUGCGGGAGCGCGCGACCGUGACGAUGGUCGGCACGCCGCUCACGCACGAGCGCUUCCUGCGACGCGACGCGGGCACCUACGGCCCCUUCCUACGCGCGACCGACGGCCAGCUGCCCGGCCCAAAGUUUAGCGCGUGCGACGGGCUGCUCUGCUGCGGCGACUCGACCUUUCCGGGCAUCGGCAUGCCCGCAGUCGCGGCGUCGGGCAUGCUCGCCGCGCACUCAAUCCUGUCGGUGCGGCAGCACCUGCAGAAUCUGGACACGCUGAAGCUGCCGCCGAAGUAG
Messenger RNA from Emiliania huxleyi CCMP1516, 372 nucleotides. RefSeq lists its product as hypothetical. The transcript has a single exon. Gene Ontology annotation, biological process: carotenoid metabolic process. NCBI's taxonomy places the organism in Eukaryota, Haptophyta, Isochrysidales, Noelaerhabdaceae. The annotation marks the transcript as partial. The record is from RefSeq and is a predicted model, not a curated record.